Messenger RNA from Hydractinia symbiolongicarpus, 1430 nucleotides. RefSeq names its product F-box/LRR-repeat protein 17-like. Bases 156 to 1421 code for a protein of 421 amino acids. Gene Ontology annotation, cellular component: SCF ubiquitin ligase complex. NCBI's taxonomy places the organism in Eukaryota, Metazoa, Cnidaria, Hydrozoa, Anthoathecata, Hydractiniidae. The transcript is spliced from 2 exons. Gene Ontology annotation, molecular function: protein binding. The record is from RefSeq and is a predicted model, not a curated record. Gene Ontology annotation, biological process: positive regulation of protein ubiquitination; SCF-dependent proteasomal ubiquitin-dependent protein catabolic process.
CAUCUGAUACUCAGAAAUGUAGAACGUAAUUUUUUUAAAGAACAUAUUUUUGCUGUUUAUCUUUUUUGCUUUUACAAUACUGAAUUUCAUUGAAUGUAAGUUUAUGCUUUUAUUACGUCAGUGCGCCGCUAAAUGACGUCAAAUGACGUCUUAGAAUGCAUCCUGUAAUGUCGGAAUGGAGUGGCAGGGAGAUCGUGCUCUUCUCAGGUUGUCACCUAUUGAAUAUUUUUAAAUGGUUAUCAUUAAAAGAUUUAACACGAUGUUGUUUCGUGUGUAAAAUAUGGAAAAGGGUGUCUUAUGAUUCUAGCUUGUGGACACGACUGAGUCUGAGCUCGUUUCAAUACCACCUUGGAGAGAAAGGUCUGGUCAAAUUGUUGUGGGAUCGGUGUAGACCUUUACUUCACAGUUUGAAUCUUUCUCACAUACCAGUAACACCAAGCGUUUUCAACUUAUUAUCGAAGUAUUGUCGUUAUUUAAAAUGCUUGGUCCUUGUCAACUCAUCCUUCGAGGGAUUUAAAAACAGAGAUAAUUUUCACUUUCCCAACACGUUGGAGUUGUUAAACCUACGACAUUCUGGUGAAUCGAAAGCGUUUCUUUGCAUCGCGAAGAAUCUACAACGCGUCAAGUAUUUCGCUUUUACUAACGGAUUUCUUGUGCCGAUUCAAGAUUACGAGAAGCUAUUCCGAGGGCUGACGAACGUCACUAUACUAGAUGUUAGUCAUAGUUAUAUUGUAAAUGACGACAUAUUAACACACGUCGCGGAAAAUUGUCUGCAAUUGACCUCGUUAUCUAUACGACAUUGCAGCAAUUUUUAUGGCGAUUCGUUAGAAUUUCUUAUUGAAAAGUGCCAACAACUCCGUAGUUUAAGCAUUAUCGGUACCGGCAUUGAAGAUUUUGCCUUCGAACGCUGCCCAUGGAAAGAUUCGAAAAUAGAAGAGUUGGAUAUCUCGUGGUGCCGUAACAUAACAAACGCUGGUCUAAACUUAAUCCUUCCUAACUUGACGAGCUUACGGUAUUUGCGCCUGUGUUCCUGCCAGUUUGGAUUAGCAAUUGAUGAGUUAGUGAUGGAAAAUAUGAGGGGGAAGCAUCCAUUUUUAGAAAUACUUGAUAUCAGCUACAGUCAAGCGAUUGAGAACGUGCAUGUUAUCAACCUCGUGAAAUCCUUACCACUGUUGAAACUACUUCGAAUCAGCAAUUGCUUACAACUCAACAAAGAUCUUUUAGACAGCAUUCCGCACGGUAUCGAAGUGUUAUCAACAUUUAGCGGAAGCAAUCGAGUCGUGCAUGGGGCAAGAAGCUAUUUACAGUUACUUGGUAGUGGUGGAAAUUCCUAUCUGGUAUCUCCUUUGCCUGAAGUACCGUCGACCGAACGCUACAAAAUGUAUUCGUUUGAAAAUGCUAUGAAAAAAUAUAUGCCGUAAUAUAAUUAG